Molecule: messenger RNA, 1072 nt
Organism: Ilyonectria robusta
Lineage: Eukaryota; Fungi; Ascomycota; Sordariomycetes; Hypocreales; Nectriaceae
Product: Got1/Sft2-like family-domain-containing protein
Exons: 5
Coding region: 269-685 (138 amino acids)
Biological process (GO): retrograde transport, endosome to Golgi; endoplasmic reticulum to Golgi vesicle-mediated transport
Cellular component (GO): COPII-coated ER to Golgi transport vesicle; Golgi cis cisterna; endoplasmic reticulum
Source: RefSeq, a predicted model, not a curated record
AGUACAGCACAGCACAGCACAGCGCAACGUAUUCGUAACGCGGCCCGGAGGCACCAGAGGUAAGCCCCUGGAACGAACAAUCGAUGUGCCAGUUCCCUCCUUGCGCCUGCAACCACGUGUAACCUCGACCUCGACCGAAAUCUCGAAACGUUGAACCUGAUCAAUCGCCAGCUCGAGCUCGACUUUAUCACUCGCAAUCCUGAUACCCAAGGCGCCGCUGGCCUCUCGAUAGUCCCGAUCCCCUCGUUUUCGAACACCCGUCGCCAAUAUGUCCAUGUGGCUGUCUGAUACCCAAAAGAUUGGGGUUGUCUUCUGCUCUGGCGGAGGCUUCUUCCUCAUCGGAGGCGUCAUGCUGUUUUUUGAUCGGGCCAUGCUUGCCAUGGGAAAUAUCCUUUUCCUCAUCGGCUUGACCAUUAUCAUCGGACCGCAGAAGACACUGCUCUUCUUCGCGCGCAAACAGAAGGCUAAAGGCACGGGCGCCUUCUUCCUCGGCUUGGUGCUCAUACUCAUGAAAUGGACCUUUGUCGGCUUCAUUAUAGAAGCGUACGGAAUAGUGGUACUAUUUGGGGACUUCCUGGGCACCAUCGCAGGCUUCGCGCGGGGCUUACCAGUCGUGGGACCCUACAUUGGCAUCGUCGUGGACAGGCUAGGCAUGGGACGCCGAAACAACGAACUCCCCGUCUAAAUGACAGACAAAGUUCAAUGAGAAUCAUAACGUUGGGACCCCUUGAUUGGGCCAAGCUUGGUCGACAUGGGGACUCGAGCUCGUUAUUUGUAUGGACUAUCCGGAGUACCGCCUUGUCUUGAUAUGGUGUGGAGUUCAGGGAGGAAUAGAUUGGCUUGGAAUCCGGGGAUUGGCGUUAUCUGAAUCAAUUUCCCUCGGACCGGUGGAAUGAAUGGGGCGCAUGAUCAGUGUACAUCACCCGAAGCUGUCAUACCGGGCAGAGCUGGGAGCCGGGAGCUGGGACGGGGCAGCAGGGACGGGGCAGCAGAGGACACGGCCAGUCGUGCUGUAGCUAAUAUGGGUGGGAGUCGAGAGUGUUUCACGAGACGGCGCUCGGACGGACACAUC